Messenger RNA from Salvelinus namaycush (lake trout), 1107 nucleotides. It is a transcript of the gene sstr1a, whose product is annotated as somatostatin receptor 1a. Gene Ontology annotation, molecular function: neuropeptide binding; somatostatin receptor activity. Gene Ontology annotation, cellular component: neuron projection; membrane. The record is from RefSeq and is a predicted model, not a curated record. Lineage: Eukaryota; Metazoa; Chordata; Actinopteri; Salmoniformes; Salmonidae. Gene Ontology annotation, biological process: neuropeptide signaling pathway; cellular response to estradiol stimulus. The transcript has a single exon. Bases 1 to 1107 code for a protein of 368 amino acids.
AUGCUCCCCAACAGCUCUUUCAGGAAUCUAACCCUGGAGGACGGUUUUUUCCUAAUGAACAACUCGUCUGGGAACGAAACGUACAGCGAGUCUCAAGGCAGCGCUAUCCUCAUCUCCUUCAUUUACUCGGUUGUCUGUUUGGUCGGACUGUGCGGGAACUCUAUGGUUAUCUAUGUCAUUUUCAGAUAUGCCAAAAUGAAAACUGCAACAAAUAUUUACAUUCUGAAUCUGGCCAUAGCGGACGAGUUACUUAUGCUGAGUGUCCCUUUCUUGGUGACAUCUUCACUCCUUCAUCACUGGCCUUUCGGCUCCCUUCUCUGCCGCCUUGUUCUAAGUGUUGAUGCUAUUAAUAUGUUUACGAGUAUUUACUGCUUAACUGUACUUAGCAUAGACCGAUAUAUCGCGGUUGUGCACCCCAUCAAAGCCUCCCGGUACAGGAGACCCACAAUAGCUAAAAUAGUCAACUUUGGGGUUUGGAUGUUUUCUAUCCUGGUCAUUUUGCCCAUUAUUAUAUUUUCCACGACCGUUCCAAACUUGGACGGUUCGGUCGCUUGCAACAUUCAGAUGCCAAAGCCAGUUAACCAGUGGAUGGCUGUGUUUGUGAUCUAUGCCUUUCUCAUGGGCUUUCUGUUCCCAGUCAUUGCUAUCUGUAUGUGUUACAUCCUCAUCAUCGCCAAGAUGAGAGUGGUGGCACUGAAGGCAGGCUGGCAACAGCGUAAGAAGUCGGAGAGAAAGAUCACUCUGAUGGUGAUGAUGGUGGUGACCGUGUUUGUCAUCUGUUGGAUGCCCUUUCACAUUAUGCAGCUCGUCAAUGUCUUUGUGGAGCACCAUAACGCAACACUCAUGCAACUCGCAGUGAUUCUGGGAUACGCAAAUAGCUGCGCCAACCCUAUACUGUACGGAUUUUUAUCAGACAAUUUCAAACGUUCGUUCCAAAGAAUUUUGUGCCUGCGGUGGAUGGACAAUGCAACGGAAGAACCAAUAGAUUACUAUGCCACGUCUCUGAAAAGUCGUGGUUACAGUGUGGAUGAAUUUCAACCGGACAAUAUGGAAUGUGAUAGCACGUAUAGAAAUGGAACCUGUACUUCUAGGACAACGACACUGUAG